Oryzias melastigma (Indian medaka) is the source of this 651-nucleotide messenger RNA. RefSeq names its product C-C motif chemokine 22-like. Gene Ontology annotation, biological process: positive regulation of ERK1 and ERK2 cascade; immune response; G protein-coupled receptor signaling pathway. The record is from RefSeq and is a predicted model, not a curated record. The coding region runs from base 90 to 395 and encodes 101 amino acids. Gene Ontology annotation, molecular function: chemokine activity; CCR chemokine receptor binding. Gene Ontology annotation, cellular component: extracellular region. Lineage: Eukaryota; Metazoa; Chordata; Actinopteri; Beloniformes; Adrianichthyidae. The transcript has 3 exons.
GGUUACAACACAAUAAAAGGUUGUGAGAUCAGCAGGAAGACCAAUCACUGACACUCAGUUCAACCAGCAAGCAGCUCAAAGAAUCAACCAUGACACAGAUGAAGAUGAAAGCCUCUGUCGCCGUGGUGACCUUCUUCCUACUCUUCUCAUCCGUCCUGACAUCUAAGCCUGGUUACCAGCCACAAACAUGCUGCAGAAGAUUCUACCAGAAAAAGAUACCUGAUCAUGUGGUGCAGAGCUUCAGAUACACGAGCGUGACGUGUGCUAUGAGAGGUGUUAUUAUUACGAUGACAACUAACAAAGACAUCUGUGUUGACCCGUCCUCAGAGUGGGUGAAGAAACUCGUGAAUGUUCCUACAGUAAAGCCCAUCUCCACUUUGACCCAGAAUUCAUAGUUACUGGAUUUAUAAACCUUUAAAGAUAUCAGAGAAGACACAGCUAGAACAUAUUAAGGCUGCUUUAUGUUUACAGCUAAAGAAAACGCUCAUCAAAUGUUACCUGUAUUGCAAAAUAUAUUCUGCUGCUUUGAGACAGUUUAUCAUGAAUCUUCUAAAGGUGUACACAAAGAAAUAUGAUUAUUUUCCUUGUUUUGUAUUAUUGGGAAUUUUUUUUCUCAAUUUUUACUUUUAAUAAACCAAAUAUCAAAACUGC